This is a messenger RNA of Lethenteron reissneri (Far Eastern brook lamprey), 3799 nucleotides long. RefSeq names its product dual specificity phosphatase 23 (gene DUSP23). Lineage: Eukaryota; Metazoa; Chordata; Hyperoartia; Petromyzontiformes; Petromyzontidae. Gene Ontology annotation, biological process: protein dephosphorylation. The record is from RefSeq and is a predicted model, not a curated record.
AGAAUAUGAAUCCCUGCAGUCACGAAAGCUUUAAAUCGAAAGGUGACGACGUUUCGGCCACAACGCAAGCAGCCAUCCUCAGGUGAAGAACAGGGCUGUCGGAAAGACAGCGUCCGAAUCUACUGCUGGAUGAGGGCCCUCCACACCACCGUUGCGAGCGCUAUGUUGGACCAUACUUCACCACACUCACCCGAUGUGGCUCUGUGAAGGUGGCGAGCGUGCAGUAUUUGCUCGCUCUCGAAGGGAGAGAACGACUCGGGAGGCGUGAGGAGGAACCACAGACGUGCGGGGAAGACAGCAGCCACGCGAGGGAAGCCUCCGAGCUUUUAGCGGUCGUCACCAGCCAUGGCGAGCGGAGGCUCAGCUCCGCCAAACUUCUCCUGGGUGGAACCGGGCCGGCUGGCAGGCCUGGCCAUGCCGUGCGACGCCUCGCACUACCGCUACUUGUACGAUUGCGGCGUGCGUCACCUGGUGUCGCUCACGCACGGCAAGCCGCGUCACGCCGACACGUGCCCGGGCAUCCGCCUGCACGCCAUCAAGAUCGAGGACUUCCAGCCGCCGUUGCCGGAGCAAAUCGAGCGUUUCCUCGACAUCGUGAGCGACGCCGGCGCCAAAGGAGAGGCGGUGGCCGUGCACUGCAUGCACGGGCACGGCCGCACGGGCACCAUGCUCGCGUGCUUCUUGGUGCGCCAGCGGGCGCUGUCGGGGGUGGAUGCCGUGGCCGAGAUCCGCCGGCUCCGGCCGGGGUCCAUCGAGACGCGCGAGCAGGAGAUCGCCGUCACGCGCUUCUACCAGCGCCACAAGUGACGUGCGGUGUGUGGCGUGCGGUGUGUGACGUGCGGUGUGUGACGUGCGAUGCGUGCGGUGUGUGGCGUGCAGUGUGUGACGUGCGGUGUGUGGCGUGCAGUGUGUGACGUGCGGUGUGUGGCGUGCGGUGCGUGACGUGCGGUGUGUGGCGUGCGGUGUGUGGCGUUGCACCGCGGGCAUUGUUAAACACUCCGCUCGUAUCAUGAGCAUACGAAUCGACGUGCGGUCGGGACGUGUCGCUGCGCACUCACCACACUCGCCACACUCGCUGUACUAGCUGCACUCACUGCACUCACCGCACUCACCGCUCAUGUCGUCGCUGCUGCUCCCGUUUUGAAUUACGGUCUCGGCGUUUCGACAAUACCACACAACCCGCCCCUUACUUUAUGGACAUCUGAGACAAAGCGCUUCAUAGCUCAUUGGAUUCCUCCUCCAGUCGAGAUAAAGAUCCUGAUUCUGAAGCCUCUUAUACCUUGCAGACCGGACGUUGGGAACAGCUGGCCUUGAGCGAGCUGGAGAAGAGAGAGCGCCUUUAGACGGUGUGUUAGGCCUCCUCUUUCAUAAUGUCCAGACGUCUUCGAAGAGCUGGGAGCAAGCCACACUUGACCCCACUAUACGCGACCCUUUCUAUCUAUUGAAUGCGACGAACCGAUUUAUACCACUGGGUGGACAGAGGCAAUGGGGGGGGGGGGGGGGGUUGGAUUUUUGCGCCGUUAUUUCAACCGCCACGCCAGGAGAUGUCGUUGCAAACCUUUGAGCUUUUGGACGAACCCUCCAGCGUGCUGACCACAGCAACCACUGUGGCAGCUCGCGUGAUCUCUCGGUAAAAAGGGCGAGUCGUAUCUUUCGCUUAUCGGUGGACGUCGCCAUGUGUGCGUCAAACCGGUAACUGAUUGAGAUUUUUUGUUCACGCGAUUGCCAGAAAUGCAAAACAAACAAAAACAAAAGGAUUUGUCAGACAGAGGCAGUGGGCAAGUGACGCAAAUAGGCACGUGCCAGGAGAUGGAAUCGAACCGGCGACCUCUGGAGCACGCUGCUCACCGUUAAAUUGGGGUCGACGUACGUACGUACGUAAGUUACGUAAGUUGAACCUCUUUCGAUUUGAAGCUUUCGUGACUGCAGGAAUCCAUACUAGAAUUAAUAGAUCUAUACAUUUUCUAUCUACGUGACUUUGCCGAAUGUAGCCAACCGUGUGCGCCAAUCGGAGUGGGUAAGGGUUAAAUUUCGAUUUAAAGCUUUCGUAACUGCAGGAAUUCAUCUUCUUGGUUCUUUCAGUAAAGUCACGUAGAAGGGAAAUAAUAAAAUAAUAAAAAUCAAACAAUUGUAUUUUAUUAUUGGUAAGGGUUAGUUCAAUUUCUCUGCGUCCGCUAAAAGGGAAGACACUGCUCGCAUGUCAACGAGAAAACCGUUUCGCUUGUCGACUUUGUUCAAACUUCCUGGGUGUCCCAGUGGUAUCGUUGCGUGACGCCCAAAUGCGGCUCCGGCCGAUCGGCCCCGCCGCGUACGCCGACCGUCGCGAACGUGGCAACGGUAAUAUCUCAACACCCGCACGGGCUGCCCUUGGCAUGGUUUGUGUGUCCAAUUAAAAACCCUAUUUGCUCCUGUCAAAAACUUUGAAUUUUUCCGAAAAGUUGUCCGUCCUACUGGGACGACGGGGUAUUUAAAUUGUCUUCCUCUGCCUGUGGGUCACGCCACUCCCCCCACCACAUCCAGAGGGGGGAGGGUGCAGGCUUUGUUUCAGUUUCAUUGAUUAGGUAUAACCCUGUGAGCCAUGCGGCUCUUGACUCGGGUCCAACCGCAACGAAACAAAACACAUGAACAAGAAACAUCUUAAAGUGACUGACUGCCCGCAACAGAAAAAUCCUGGGACAAACAGCAAAGUCUUCCAGAAAAAAUACCGUAUUUCAACGCUGUGUGCAAAAAUCCCAGUGGUAUGCAAGUCAAACAAUAACAACCAUAAGACAAUGUAGAUUAAAGUUAUGAGGCUAACUGUACUACAACAAACUAACAUGGCUAAACCAAAACGCUUUCAAAAUCACCAAAAUAAAGCUAUAAAAACAUGGCAUGGAUACCGUGGCAUGGAUACUGUGCAGGAUAAAUGUUGAAAGUGUGUGUGUGUGUGUGGGGAGAGAAUGUAGCUCCCAGGUGGUGACAAAGCUCGCAGAUGCACAACGCGAAACGAAUGCGUUAUUAUUGUAGCACCGCUAUUAUUGUUACAAUAAUAAUAAUGUAACAUUGCUACAAUAUAAUAAUUAUACACGAUGCACCUUUACCGACACAAAGCUCUCGAGUACACAUCACAAAACACAUGGCUACCUACCGCUGCGUUGAGUGAAGGUGUGGACAUUUGUGUUUCCUGAGUAACCACGGUGGUAUUUUUGGGGGCUGCAGUGGAGGUGGAUUAGGGUGAACCACCCCAGAAAUUAAAUCCUGUUUGUCGUUUAAAUGACAGGCAGAUUUGAUGAAGUUGGAAAAAAAUAACGCCCCAUUUAUUGUUCAACACGUGUUUUUUGUUGCUGAUGCGUUUCGCUUCGUAAGUUAUCUAACCAAACCGGUGGAAUGUUGAAAAGCGAGCGUGCAGUUUUUCCCGGUUUCGUACGACGUUUCGCUGGAGAUUUCAGCCAGCAUCAUCAGGUCGUCGACAACGGCUGAGCUCUCGCGUGGACCCGAUGGUGGUGGCUGUAAUGAUGCACUGCUAUGUUUGUAAUCUGCAGCGAAUAGUCGGACAAACGUUGUGAGACAAAAAUGAUGCUUGCUUUUCGAUCAUGCUGCUGGCUUGCCAAUGAACCAAAUCAAUUGGACAUCUGUGAAAAAGACGUGUUUAGUUCAUCGGAUUCCUUCAGGAUAAAUCAAUAUUGUUAUUCUGAUAUUUGCCCAUGAUGUGACAACUUGAUUUGAUUGCCGGGUGGUCGAGGGUUUACAGUAAAACAAAGAAAUGGCAUUAUACACUACACGACGAUCUAACAUGAAAUAAACUAAUUGAGAAUCAUAA